AUGUAUUGUCGACCAUUGCUUGCAAUUUCUAGACGUACUCUAAAUACUUCUAAUAUUGCAAGUCGAUGUUUAGUAGCAUCAUACAAUAAUCAACUAAUAUAUACGUCUCAACAACAUAAUCGUUAUUUAGCUCAAAGUACAUCAAAUGAACGACCACCCGGCCGUCUACGUCGAUUUUUUCGUUGGUUCAGAGGAAAAGCUGAACCAUCAAAUUACACAAAACCAAUAACUCCACCUCCAGUACCAUUAACAACUAUGCAACGAGUAAAGCGUUUUCUUGCUCUUGCUCCAAAAAUAGAACAUUUUUUUCUUCGUUCACAUAUUAUUGAAGAUGAGGAUUUAGCUCGAUUAUUAUCAAAAACAGCUACAGUAACAAUCUAUGCGUUUAUUGGUAUUACUACACUUGGAACACUUGGUGUUGAUACUAAACCAUUAUUAGCUGGUAUUGGUAUAACAGGUUUUACAAUUGGUUUUGCGCUUAAAGAAGUAGCAACAAAUUUUAUAGCAGGUAUUUUUCUUGUUAUUAAUAAACCAUUUGUUCGAGGAUGUCGAAUUAAAAUUCAUGGAAGUGGUGGUGGAAUUGAAGGUCUCGUCCAUUUUAUCGAUAUUCGAUAUGUGCAUCUAAAAACGAAAGAUCGUGGUAUUGUAAUGGUUCCGUCUGCAAUUGUUUAUACGAAUGCAUUUACUGUUUUUCCAGUUGAUGAUGAAGCUAAUGCAGGUUUUCUUGAUAUGACUAAACCGCCAACAAGUGAUCCUACCAAACCUACUCAACCAUCAUCAUCAUCAUCAUCAUCACCCACAUCUAACAUUACUGUUACAAAAGAAAAACCAUUAAAGAUGAACUUUGAUCCAGAACCAGUGGGAUCAUUUAAAAAAAGCAAUAUCUAA
Messenger RNA from Rotaria sp. Silwood1, 888 nucleotides. The record is from the annotation of a GenBank genome assembly. Lineage: Eukaryota; Metazoa; Rotifera; Eurotatoria; Philodinida; Philodinidae.